Messenger RNA from Melampsora larici-populina 98AG31, 324 nucleotides. RefSeq lists its product as uncharacterized. Lineage: Eukaryota; Fungi; Basidiomycota; Pucciniomycetes; Pucciniales; Melampsoraceae. Gene Ontology annotation, molecular function: protein heterodimerization activity; DNA binding; structural constituent of chromatin. The transcript is spliced from 3 exons. The annotation marks the transcript as partial. The record is from RefSeq and is a predicted model, not a curated record. Gene Ontology annotation, cellular component: nucleosome.
CGCUAUCGUCCUGGUACGGUAGCCUUACGUCAGAUUCGACAGUAUCAGAAAUCGACCGACCUUCUCAUGCGGAAGCUUCCGUUUGCUCGCCUGGUACGUGAAAUCGCAAUGGAUUUCGCAACUGCCACCGAUAACGAUGUUGGAUUGCGCUGGCAGAGUACUGCUUUACUUGCUCUUCAGGAAGCAGCCGAAGCAUACUUGGUACACAUGUUCGAAGAUACGAAUCUUUGUGCAAUACAUGCUAAACGAGUGACCAUCAUGAAACGGGAUAUGGCCUUAGCUAGACGGAUUCGUGGCGGACCUUGGGCUUCUGAUGUGCUUUGA